UGCUCUUAGCACAAGCAGAAUUAUGCAAAUCGUGCAGCAAAUUCAAAUAUCUGAUUCUUAAGUGGCCAUAUGACUGCAGUUCUUUAUGCGGCAAUAUUGUGGUUAGCUAGUUAAGGUACAGUUUACUUUUGCGUUACAAGGUUGUUGGGGUUAUUCAAGACUUUUGGUAAUCUCCUCCUAAAAAGAUGGCGCAGUCUACAUUGCCAUAGAACAUUAAAUCCCUGUUAAAUAUGGCAUGUUUGCAUUGUGGUUACAGCUUCUGUUAGUUGCCACUUGUGCAGAUGAAAUAUUUCAUUAAUCCCUAUUUGAAAGGGGUGUGUGGUUAUAGGGCAUUGCAGCCUCUGAGUCAUUUCUGCAUAGACCUCUUUUUUUGAUGCAGGACCAUCCCUUUUUUUACAGUUUUUCAUCUGCUUUGUUAUGUUCAUUUCAAUCACUGACUGAAAGGAGUUGGGGUGCAGGUCAGUGGCUCAGCUUAUCAGCACAUUCCUGCCCUCCUGUGUGCUCUGUGUGGAACAUUGAUAAGCCCUGGGUUGAUUGAGUUCAGGAGGUGGCUUCCUGGUCUGGCUAUGAUCACUAACUCCAGCUGUGGAGCCCAAAAAUAGACUCAUGAUGGUUUACAGGGCCACUGCUCUUUAAAUUUUCUAUCCUUUAUUUCGCAAACAAAAAGUCAUUUUGUUGUGGUUUCAUAUAUCUACCCAAAGCAGCUUUUAUUAGUUUCAGUAGAUGUGUUCAUGCUGUCACACAUUACCAUUACCAUUAUUAGUCCAUCCACCUGGACUGCUUAAUAGAGUCAUUUUACACUGAAGGUUUUGAAGCCAGGAAGUAGGAAGGAGUGACUAACAUGAUGUAGCAUUUAUUCAUAUUUCUCCAUUUUGUAUUCAUGUAUAAAAUACAAGAGAAGGAAAGUGACAGGUGCCCUUACAUGCAACAAUUAGCAGGUCAGAUUUUUUAUGUGCCCCUUUUGGUUCACAUGGAAAUAAUUAAUUUGAAGACUGGCUGACUGAAGGCAGUGGAGAGAGGAAACUAUGUGUGGAAUCUGUUCCCAGCACUGUCAGGCUCCUGUUUGGAUGAGGGAUGUAAAUUUAACUUGUUCGCUAAGCCAGCAGGGACCAGGUGCUUGGCAGACGUGUCCAACUUGAUCGUUAUCCUGGCUGAUGACUGCGAUGUCAUGACUCACAUGGCCUUGGUUGAGCGUAUAGUCCUUGUAUCUGAAUCAAGGCUACAUCCUUUAUAAAAAUGUGUAACUCAUUUGUGUGUAAAUUCAACCUUGAAGUCUUAGUUCUUCCUUAUUUUUUUUCUUCCCUAUCAAAUGAGAUCAAAUGGGCAGUAAACCUGAUCUGUUUUCUGCUCUUCCUGUUAUUGGAUUGUAUGAAAGUCUUGUGUAUUUUCUGCAUUACACAGUAUUUCACAGCUAGUAAUACUACAGCAUAGGGGUCUGGAUGCACAAUGCACCCAAGUCAGUGAUCAAUGCAGGACAGACGGAAUAUGCAAAUGAUGCGCUCACAUACUGUACAGUAAAAUUGCAAAAUUGCCUCUGUAAUAACAAUGCCAUGAAUACAGGGAUUUAAUAAAGACCAAGGAGUUAGCAGGCCUUGGGGAAUGAUUAAGUGCCUAGGAUUGUGUAAAUGGUUUGCAGUAAGAGCUUUGUGUGGGCAACCUUUCAAUCAUGUCAUGCAUUAAGAUAAAAUGCACAGUGAUUGAAUGUUGCCACAUUAAUGGCUCGCAGAAUAAAGUACAGCAGCGUAUGCUGUGUUCUCACUUCACUCAUCUCUGCGUGACCUGGAACAAAAGUUGUGUUGUAAAAAGAAGGGAAGUCCCAGUGGUUAAUAGCAUCUCUGUUCCUGGUGGGGGGAAAUGCAGCUCCUCACAAACAGAACAGAAGAUCUGUGCCUGCUGUUGUUGUCUUAGUCAUUAGUCUUAAUGAUUCCACAAAUGUAAAUUUAUUGAGUGCAAUUCUUACAAUACACAGUUGCUCACAGUGGUUGGGACCACAACUACUAUACUAAAACAAAAAUAAUAUCAGCUUUAUUACACGUCUCCUUUUAGUGUGUUGCAGUAUUUUCAAUGCCAUGUUAACAGUUGCCACCACAUGCCUUUGCACAGCUGAACUAUCAAAGAGAGUUAAUUUUAACAACAAAGUUGGUCUUGACUCUUCUGAAAGCCACAACUUAGGCCACACUUAAGCUUCUUUGCAAAAAAGACAUUGAAAAGUUCCUAUUUAUUGACUGUUCUUGUGUUGCGAUUUGAAAAUACCAAGUGUUCAUGGUUUAUGAGUAUUGACGGCUGUGUUGAUGCCACACAGAAUUCCAUCCGGCUCAGCACAGCAGCUCAAGGGUUAAGUCCGAUACAGCAGUUUGCACUGCGGAUGUGGAUGUUCACCAGUACAGAGGAGUCCCAUGCUGUAGCGGAACUGCAGAUCCUGCACAGAUUGCUGCCAAGCCAGGGGGGAUUCACGCUGAUACUGUGAGCACUUAGGAAGAGUUGGAGGGAGCCAUCAGUUCUGAGGAAUAUGCUGGGAGAAGACGCAGAAAUAGUGCUGGGGUGCAACUGUGCGGUGUGUUUCCUAUAACCACACCUGUGUUUGUGGUGUGGGAGCGAAGUAUUGGAGAAGACGAGGAAGGCGGGGGCAGGUCUCUGCCGGCACUGAUUGGUGCGGUCAUGCACUGAGGCUGCUGAUGUGCGUCUGCAGGAAUCUCCUGCUGGAUUUACUGAGGAGUAGCUGGAGGUUGAAAACGCUUUUGUCUGUGUUCUCUGGUGUGACCGUAAUGAACUGAUAGCGCAGCGAUGGAGGAGACUGUCAUUUGGGAACAGCACACAGUAACACUACACAGGGCACCAGGGUUUGGCUUUGGAAUAGCCAUAUCAGGAGGUCGGGAUAACCCUCAUUUUCAGAGUGGUGAGACCUCCAUUGUCAUCUCAGAUGUGCUGAAAGGAGGCCCAGCAGAGGGCCUGCUGCAGGAAAAUGACAGAGUUGUUAUGGUCAAUGCUGUUUCCAUGGACAAUGUGGAGCAUGCGUACGCAGUCCAGCAGCUUCGUAAAAGUGGGAAAAUUGCCAAAAUUACAAUCAGGCGAAAAAGGAAGGUGCACGUCCCCAUGGGCCGCCUGGGGGAGAGGGAAACUAUGUCGGAGCAUGACGAGGAGGAGGACAGCUACGACGAAGAGAUAUACGAGACGCGGAGUGGGCGCAGUGGUGCUUACAGCGGCGUGGGCGGUGCUAUGGGAAGGCGCAGCGGGCGGAGCAGCGGGCGGAGCAGCGGGCGGAGGGACCGGGAACGUGAGCGCAGCGGCUCACGGGAGAGGAGUCUCUCCCCGCGCUCAGACCGGCGCUCACACAACCUGCCUCCACGUCCUGCCAAGGUCACGCUGGUGAAAUCCCGCAAAAAUGAAGCAGAAUAUGGCCUGCGCCUGGCCAGCCACAUCUUUGUCAAGGACAUUUCCCCUGAGAGCCUGGCAGCCAGAGAUGGCAACAUCCAGGAAGGGGAUGUUGUACUGAAGAUUAACGGCACAGUGACAGAGAACCUCUCCUUGAUAGACGCCAAGAAGCUGAUAGAAAGGUCAAAGGGCAAGCUAAAAAUGGUUGUUCAGAGGGAUGACAGAGCAACCUUGCUGAACAUACCUGACCUCGAUGACAGCAUUCCUUCAGCCAACGCCUCUGACAGAGAUGACAUUUCAGAUAUCCAUUCUCUGGCAUCCGACCAUUCCAAUCGAUCACAUGACAGACAUCGUAGCAGCCGCUCUCGCUCUCCAGACAGACGAUCUGAACCCUCAGACCACUCCAGACACUCACCCCCACAGAUCAGCAAUGGCAGUCACAGAAGUCGAGAUGAUGAACGGGUUUCCUCCAAGGCAGCUUCAACACCAGCGAAGCUACCGGAGGACAUUCCUCUACCCAAACCGAAGGAGUCUGCAAUUGCCAGAGAGGAAAAACAGCUUCCACCCCUUCCAGAGCCCAAGCCAGUAUAUGCUCAGCCUGGACAGCCAGAUGUUGAUCUACCAGUCAGCCCAUCUGAUGCUCCUGUGCCAAGUGCAGCCCAUGAUGAUAGCAUAUUACGCCCAAGCAUGAAGCUGGUAAAGUUUAAAAAAGGGGAGAGUGUGGGGCUGCGUCUGGCUGGAGGCAAUGACGUGGGCAUCUUUGUAGCUGGCGUGCUGGAGGAUAGCCCAGCUGCUAAGGAGGGCCUGGAGGAGGGCGACCAAAUUCUCAGGGUAAAUAAUGUUGAUUUUGCAAACAUAAUUCGAGAGGAGGCAGUGCUUUUUCUCCUGGACCUUCCUAAAGGUGAAGAGGUGACCAUUUUGGCUCAGAAGAAGAAAGAUGUGUACCGUCGGAUCGUGGAGUCGGAUGUUGGCGAUUCCUUCUACAUUCGGACACACUUUGAAUAUGAGAAGGAAUCUCCGUAUGGAUUAAGCUUUAACAAGGGUGAGGUGUUUCGCGUAGUGGACACCCUGUACAAUGGCAAGCUGGGUUCUUGGCUUGCUAUUCGCAUUGGAAAGAACCACCAAGAGGUGGAGAGGGGCAUCAUCCCCAACAAAAACAGAGCGGAGCAGCUCUCCAGUGUGCAAUACACUCUUCCCAAAACUGCAGGGGGUGACAGAGCCGACUUCUGGAGGUUCCGUGGUCUUCGCAGCUCAAAGAGGAACCUUAGGAAGAGCAGAGAGGACCUCUCUUCCCAGCCAGUUCAAACAAAGUUCCCUGCUUAUGAAAGAGUAGUACUGAGAGAGGCUGGUUUCCUGAGACCAGUUGUGAUAUUUGGACCCAUUGCUGAUGUAGCUCGAGAAAAACUGUCAGGAGAGGAGCCUGAUCUUUUUGAACUCGCAAAGAGUGAACCCAGAGAUGCAGGAACAGACCAGCGGAGUUCAGGAAUCAUUCGUCUUCACACCAUCAAACAAAUCAUUGAUAGAGACAAACAUGCUGUGCUGGACAUUACCCCGAAUGCUGUGGACAGGCUGAACUAUGCUCAGUGGUACCCCAUUGUAGUCUUCCUAAAUCCCGAUAACAAGCAGGGUGUGAAGAACAUGAGGACUAGGCUGUGUCCAGAGUCUAGGAAGAGUGCCAGGAAGCUCUAUGAACGCGCCAUCAAACUGAGGAAGAAUAAUCACCACCUGUUCACCACCACUAUCAACCUAAACAAUAUGAAUGACGGCUGGUACGGAGCUCUGAAAGAAACAAUCCAGCAACAGCAGAACCAGUUGGUGUGGGUGUCAGAGGGCAAGGCGGAUGGCACUACAGAGGAUGACUUGGACAUUCACGAUGACCGUCUGUCUUACCUAUCGGCGCCAGGUAGCGAAUACUCCAUGUAUAGCACUGACAGCCGUCACACUUCUGACUAUGAGGACACGGACACGGAGGGUGGAGCGUACACUGACCAGGAGCUUGAUGAGACGUUGAAUGAUGAAGUGGGUCUUCCCACGGAGCCUGCCAUCACUCGCUCUUCAGAGCCCGUGCGAGAGGACCCGCCUGUAAUUCAGGACACUCCUGGUUACCCUGGUUAUCAGCACCCUGUGCAGCCUGACCCAGCCAGCCGCAUAGACCCCGCUGGGUUCAAGAUGGCAGCUCCACAGCAGCAAGAUGAAGCUGCUCUGCCAAUGCCCUCGUUGCCUCCGACGGCGGUAGCGCCCCCUGCUGUUGAGCAGCCCGUGCAGCUAGAGGGUAUGCACCUAGAGGAGCCGCCUGCUGCAGCCGCAGCUCCUCAGGCUGACUCACUUAGCAGCCCCAGCCCUGCCCCUGAGCUUAUUCAGCCCCCACCAACACACGAACCCCACCCGUCUGGACUGCCUGGUCCAGAACCAAAGAUGUACAAGAAAGAUCUGUACAAUAUGGAGGAUCCUGUGCGAAUCAACCAUGGCCUGAAGCAGUCUCUGAGCUACAGUCACCAGCCGCCGUACCAGGACAAACAGCCAUACCGCGAAUAUGACCACCCGCCUUAUGGAUACGAUGGAGGCGGCUACACAGAACCAAAGCCUCACACUGACUCUCACCUGCACUACGACAACCGUGUGCCUCAUUACAACGAACAGUGGCCCCCCUACGACCAGCAGACCUCACCCUCCCAGCCUACAGGGUACCAGCCGGGCCACCAGCAACCCAUGGGCUACAGCCCCCGGUCACCCUACGAGGAUGGACCAGGGAGGGACUACAGCCCCCCUCAGCCACGUUACGAUGAGGCCCCUCCAGUGGGCUAUGAUAGACGCCACAGUAAACCUGGGCCAGUUCGUUAUGAUGAACCACCUCCAGCAGGAUACGAUGCCCGUUCUCCUUAUGAGGCUGAACCUCAUGGCUUCCCCAUUAAUUCACCUCGAUCACCAGAGCCUCCAAAGCAGUAUUACGGUGACUCUGCUCUAAGGCCAACCUACAUGCCUGGACCUCCAAACCGGGGCUAUAAACCAGGGAUGCAUGAGCCUAUGAUAAAGUCUGAACCCAUUUCCCCCCCUAAACCAGAGACCCUCCCCUCGCCAAGUGAGCCAGCCAUCAGUCCGGGCUCUAAACCUCUCCCUCCUCCACCCCGAGAAGACCUGGAUGAGGACCCAGCCAUGAAACCGCAGUCAGUGCUCAACAGAGUCAAGAUGUUCGAGAAUAAACGGUCUGUUUCUAUGGAUAGGGCUAAAGAAGGUGGAGAGUCAUCAGUACUCAGGCCUGCAGAUGUUCCUAAACCUGUAAGUGCACCUGGCCCAGUUCUCAAAGCAAAUUCCCUCAGCAACCUGGAGCAGGAGAGGUCCACCUAUAGGGCUCCCGAGCCACAGAAGCCCCACACUAAGCCUCUGGAUGAUGUAGUGCGCACCAACCACUAUGAUCCAGACGAGGAUGAGGAGUACUACAGGAAACAGUUGUCCUACUUUGAUCGCCGUAGUUUUGACAGCAAAGCCAUGGGCCAGCCUCCCCCGGGUAUCAACCGCUUCCAUGACCUGCCCAAACCAUCUCAGCUGGCCUACCCCUACAACAGAGUUGAGUCUGUAGAGAAGGUGAGCCCAGUGGAAAAACGAUAUGAACCACUACCGCAGAUCAGCCCCUCCUCUCAGUACGGGCCUCCAGCCUCCACCAUCCCACCCAACACUCUGCCCAAACUCAGCCCCAGCGACGCUAACUCUAUACCUGAGCCCCUGAGCUCACCCAAUCCUAAACCCGAGCUGGCAGCUCUCAGGCUGAGCAGCAGGGAUGACCCUGCACCAGUGGGCUACCUGUCGCGGGGCCUCCCUGACAAGUCUCCUGUCAACGGCACGGAUGCGGCGCCUCCAAAGACGCAUCCUCCUCCCCCUCCCACUAGUUAUAACCGCUACGUCCCCAAGCCUUACACCAGCUCUGCCCGGCCCUUUGAGCGCAAGUUUGAGAGCCCCAAAUUCAACCACAACCUGCUGCCCAACGACACACAGGUGAAGACAGACCUCCUCAGCAAGUCCUUGGUGGGCAACAGUAGCGGGAAGCCUCAGCUUUCACCACAGCCCCUCGAUCAUGACAGUGGCCUGGACACCUUCACACGCACUAUGGACAACAGGCCAAAGUACCAGCACAAUAACAUCAACGCCAUCCCCAAGGCCAUUCCUGUAAGUCCCAGCGCGCUGGAUGAUGAUGACGAGGACGAAGGGCACACAGUGGUGGCCACUGCCCGGGGCGUCUUUAACUGUAACGGAGGGGUCCUGAGCUCCAUCGAGACGGGUGUCAGCAUUAUCAUCCCUCAAGGUGCCAUACCCGAAAGCGUGGAGCAGGAAAUAUACUUCAAGGUGUGCCGGGACAACAGCAUCCUGCCCCCCCUCGACAAGGAGAAAGGAGAAACGCUGCUAAGUCCGCUGGUGAUGUGUGGCCCUCAUGGACUCAAGUUCCUGAAGCCGGUGGAGCUGCGCUUACCUCACUGUGCGUCUAUGACCCCUGAUGGUUGGUCUUUUGCUCUAAAAUCCUCCGACUCCUCGUCGGGUGACCCCAAAACCUGGCAGAACAAAUCUCUCUCUGGAGACCCAAACUACCUGGUGGGUGCAAACUGUGUGUCUGUGCUCAUUGACCACUUCUGAAGAGGGCGACAGCUGGCCUGUUACUGAAUGUGAUGAGCAGGGGUCAGCGUUCGUCCCUGCUGUGCUCCCUUCACAGUGGCGGGGUGCACAACGCUCCAUGAAGUACGAACUUGAUAUUCUCACAUUGUUUACUGUGCCCAAAAUUAAAAAUAAAACUAGUUUAAAAAAAAAAAAAAAACAAUGGUAAAAAGCCCACACACAA
Betta splendens (Siamese fighting fish) is the source of this 8197-nucleotide messenger RNA. It is a transcript of the gene tjp1b, whose product is annotated as tight junction protein 1b. Bases 2785 to 7995 code for a protein of 1736 amino acids. The record is from RefSeq and is a predicted model, not a curated record. The transcript has 28 exons. NCBI's taxonomy places the organism in Eukaryota, Metazoa, Chordata, Actinopteri, Anabantiformes, Osphronemidae. Gene Ontology annotation, biological process: establishment of endothelial intestinal barrier; protein localization to cell-cell junction; cell-cell adhesion. Gene Ontology annotation, cellular component: bicellular tight junction; plasma membrane. Gene Ontology annotation, molecular function: cell adhesion molecule binding.